This is a messenger RNA of Tetranychus urticae (two-spotted spider mite), 3340 nucleotides long. Its product is annotated as vascular endothelial growth factor receptor 1-like. Gene Ontology annotation, molecular function: ATP binding; transmembrane receptor protein tyrosine kinase activity. Lineage: Eukaryota; Metazoa; Arthropoda; Arachnida; Trombidiformes; Tetranychidae. The record is from RefSeq and is a predicted model, not a curated record. Gene Ontology annotation, cellular component: signaling receptor complex; plasma membrane. Gene Ontology annotation, biological process: multicellular organism development; positive regulation of kinase activity; cell surface receptor protein tyrosine kinase signaling pathway.
UCAUGUUUCUGUUAAUAAUAAUCGAAUAACUAUAUUUCGAUUUCUUAUGAUAUUAGAUGUACAUUGAACGUCGAUUCUCAUAAGAUAAAAUGUUCAGAAAUUGGCUGGGAUUUGUUUCUUUUUGCUGUUCAGUCUUGGUUAACUCACAUCUUUCAAUUUCCUCAGAGCCUCCAAACAUCCACAUAAAGUCCUCUGGUUUAUUCAAUAUUUCAUUCAAAACGAAUGAAUCAGAAUCUUACUCACCAAUAAUACCAUUUGGAAGUGCUAUCUACUUAUGCUGCAGUGGAAAUGAACCAUUAACAUGGAACUAUACAGCAAAUACUUUGAAUAACUCAAUAUUUACGGAAACAUCUACAAACAUGACUGAUGAAUGCCUGACUGAUAAGAAGAAAACAAAGUUUCAAAAUAAAUUGACGAUACUCAAUGUAACCUCUAAUCAGAUCGGUAGAUACAUUUGCUCUUAUCAGGAUGCAAAUAUUCAAACUUCAAUUCAUUUUCUAAUGAAUGACUGGUUCAAAGAAGGGCUGAUGAUAGAGACUGGCAACGGAAGCAAUCAGUCCAAGCCACUGGCCUUACCUACACUCAGCAUUGCUCAACAAAACACGAGCAAAUCAUUAAUGAAUAAAUCAGUAUCAACUGAACAGCAAACCCAUGUUGAGAUCAUUGGAUCACAACGCUUCUUCUCUAAAGGCUCUUCGCAUUCACUUAACUGCUAUGCAAUCGCCAAUCAGCCUUUGAAUAUUUCUUGGUCUUUCUUUCCUUGUAAACACACAUCUUGUAAUCGAGUGACUAACUCGAAUCGCAUAAUAGCCAAUCGAUUCAAUGACCGUUUCAAUAAUGAAUCCGAUUGGGAAACUAAUCAAUGGUUUUUACCCAGAAGAGGCGAAGAGUCAAUCAUAAACUUUUAUCAAUUUCGAUCGGUUUUAAACAUAAAGAAUGCCUCUCAUGACGGUAUCUAUAGAUGCGAAGCCUCCAAUAGCCAUGGAUCCAAACACGCUGAUAGGUAUUUCAUGAUAACUAGUUCUGGUUCAGAAGAGAUUCACUUGAGAGUCAAUGCAACUGAAUACAUUGUAGGAGAUGAUUUAUUAUUUAGGUGUGAAGCUUCGCCACUGAAUUAUUCUAAACUCGAUUGGUACCAAAGUAAAUGUCAUACACUGCCUCAUAAAUUGCCGAAUACAUCUCGAAUAAUGAUCCACAAUCUCAACAAUCAGGGUGAAAAUUUAGUGAGUACAUUGACUUUGAUGAAAAUCGAUAAGUAUUCAGCUGGAACUUACUAUUGCAAUGCAACAUUGAAAGUCGAUGCGAAAAGCGAAGAAUCAUCUACAAAAGAUACAAACUCUUCUUUGAAGUUGAGCGAUUCAGUAUCUUAUGUCGUUAAGAACAAGAAGAUUACCAUAAUCUGGGCGAUUCCACCAAAGUUAAUGAGCUCAAACAUGAACAAAACUUUAGUCAAAUUCGCCCAAUCAUCGAUGUUCGAGCUAUUUUGUGCCGCCAUCGGAAAGCCUAAGCCUACAAUUGAAUGGUUAAAAGAUGAUCAAGUGAUAGAGCAGAACGAUAGACUAAAUAUUCAUACAGUCGAUGACAGUUCACAUUUAGUUAUCCAGAACUUGAAUGUAUCUGAUAAAGGUAAAUAUGAAUGUAGGAUAUCGAACAAAGGAGGAACGAUUCGACGACAAAUAUUCCUGGAAGUGGUUGGUAGUUUGAGUAAUGCUCUUAAAGUCGUCAUCAUUUUAUUCGUCAUUACUGUUCUUGUGAGUUGCACUUGCAUUUUUAUAGUUUCCUUGGUUGUAGCCCGACAUCGAAAGCGCACUAAAUACUUGACUGCAGACCUUCUGAGUCCUUCAUCAAUCAAUUCAUACAACCCUAAUGUACCUUUAGAUGAACAGGUUGACUUGUUGUCUUAUGAUUCUCGAUGGGAGUUUCCACCUGAUCGACUGAAAAUAAAACGAACUCUUGGUGAAGGCGCUUUUGGUCGAGUUGUUCUAGCUCAAGCAAUCGGCCUCAGUGAAACUGGAAGAAAUAGUCUUGUUGCUGUUAAAAUGUUGAAACCAGAUGCUGAUUAUUUGCAGGUUAAAGCACUUAUAGCUGAGCUUAAAAUACUCAUUCACAUGGGUCGAAAUCUGAAUAUCGUCAACUGCCUUGGAGCUGUAACUAAAUGCCAUGAGCACAGUAAACUAAUGAUAAUCGUCGAGUACUGUCCUUAUGGCAACUUAAGAGACUAUUUGAGGGAACGGCGCAAUUUUUUCAUUAAUCAAGUUGAUCCAGUCUCUGGCUUGUAUGAUCCAAAAAUGCAACAAUAUAGUCAAAAAUAUUAUCCAUUCAAUCCGACAGGAACCUACACUUCGAUGGAAAAUUCAACUGCAACAAGUAGUUCCAAUUAUUAUUCCAAUAACGAUUCAGGUAAUGCAGAUUGUAUCAACUCUGCUGAUGGAUUCUGUACGAGUGUCACAUCUGAUGAGGCAGAUUCGAGUGCUUCUUUGCAAAUCAGUACAAGUUUUUUGAUUGCGAUUGCUUUUCAAGUAGCCAGAGGAAUGGAAUAUUUACAACAGAAAAAAUUGAUUCAUCGUGACUUAGCUGCUCGAAAUGUUCUUGUGGCCGAUAAAGGAGUCCUUAAAAUAUGUGACUUUGGUUUGGCAAAAGACAUUCAGAAGGAUUACAAUUACAUCAAGAAGGUCGACACUCCAUUGCCCAUCAAAUGGAUGGCCAUUGAGUCCAUUGGUGAUCGACUCUACACAACUCAAUCUGAUGUCUGGUCAUUUGGGGUUCUACUUUGGGAAAUAUUUACUUUGGGCAAAUCACCUUAUCCAGGUUUACCUGCGGAUCAACACUUCUAUCUCAAGUUGGUUAAAGGAUAUCGAAUGGAGAGACCAGACAAAUGUCCACAAAUCAUUUAUAAGAUAAUGACAGAUUGUUGGCUAUCCAUUCCAAUUGAACGACCCAAUUUUAAACAGUUGGUCAAUAGAUUGGGUGAACUGAUCGACGAAUCCAUUCGUGAUUAUUAUACUGAACUCGAAACGUUGGUUAGUAAAACCACGAUGCCUGGUUACUAUGGAGGACAAGAAAUGAGCUAUUUAGCUAUGCGGGGCUCAGACAAUGACGAAAAGUGUGUUCAAUAUACAGCCAUGAAUGAAAAGAAUGAAAAUUCUAUUCAAGAAAAGUUAAAAGUGGAAUCAUCUGAUAAGCAAUCAAUGCAUUAUGACAUGGUCAAGGGCCAUGAAAGACCAGUCAAUCCCAUGGAAGUUGUUCCUAUGAUCUAUUUAGAUGAUAAUAAUAAUCAAAUGGAGGAUGCAAAUUAUGUUGGGAACCCUCAUGAAUAAAAGCUCAUUUCUGAAGCUUUAUA